UUAUAAAAACUUUCCAGUCCAACAAGUUCCAUUCGUUGGUCACCAUGCCGUCUAAAAUUCUCUUUGCUUUCGUCCUCCAAAUUUACCUCGUUACGUGUCAGGAUGGAGAGCCCUUAUUUUUGACGCCGCUCAUUAAGGCGGGAAAUAUCACGGAGGCACAACGGCUCAGUAAAGUCGGGGGGUUUUUGGCGUACCCAGAAAUCACGAGCUAUUCCGGAUUUAUAACGGUUAAUGAGGAGUACAAUUCCAAUCUAUUCUUCUGGUUCUUUCCUGCGCAGAAUAAUUCGACCGAUGCGCCCGUCUGGCUUUGGAGCGAGGGUGGGCCCGGUAUCACCGGCCUGCACUCACUCUUCAGCCACAACGGUCCCUACUUCCUGGAGGAAGAUAAGCACAUUCGUCUACGAAAUAAUUCCUGGCACAUGACGCAAAAUAUUGUCUAUUUGGAUAGCCCCGUCGGCGUGGGAUUCAGUUUCACCCAGAACGAGGCAGCAUACGUUAAAUCCAGUGAAGAAGCAGCGCCCGCAAUUUACGAAUUUUUACUCCAAUUUUUCCAAUUAUUUCCUCAUCUGGCACAGAAUGAUUUCUAUAAUGGAGGAGUUUCCUAUGGAGCAUCAUACGCGAGCGUGGUGGCGAAUUAUAUCCACACCCAGAAUCAAAAUAGUCCCAAUUUUGCCAUAAAUUUGAAAGGAAUCCUGCUCGAGUCGCCGUGGGUUGACCCGAUUUCUCAAUUCGAUUAUUCCACUUAUCUCCAUAACGUAGCCAUCAUUGAUGACAAAACGAAAAGGGAGUGCGACGUUAAGGCCGACAUAGUCAAGGAGCAGAUCAACCAAGGAAAUUAUUUGGGUGCCUUUGCAACGUGGCAACAAUUGGUCGGCUCCAUUCCUACCGCUGCGGGAUUCUACCCAAUGUACAAUAUCAUUAAGGAUACGAUAAACUACCCGAAUUUUACCGACCUGGUAAAUUCGGAGUCUGGCAGACGAUCUCUGCACGUGGGAAAUAUGUCCUUCUCCUUCGUCUCGCCACGUGUUCAGGGCGACAUGCACAACAAUUUCAUGGCCUCGGUAAAAUCGCAUUUAGAAUCCGUACUAAAUGCAGGAUACAAAGGGAUCAUGUACGUCGGUAAUUUGGACGCCGGACUUCCCGGGGUUGCGGAUAUGGUAAAGAAUUUGAACUGGGAUGGAGCCGAGGAAUUGAACAAUAGCACGAGAGGAAUUUGGCGGGUGGAUGGAAAAGUUGCGGGGUAUUUGAAUUCCGCGCGGAAUGCGAACUACAUUGUUAUGAGGAAUGCGGGUCAUGGAUGCAACGGGGACCAGCCCGAAUGGGGUUUCGACCUUGUUAACCGAUUUACUAAAGGAGACUCCUUUAUUGAAGGGUUGAAGUGAUCAAGCAUAAUUUUACAUGGACAUAAUUAAACCAUCGAUUAUUUUAUCAAAUUUUGCAUUAGAUACAUUGGUUCAAAUCAAAUUUAAAUAUUUGGUAAUAAAAUCUAAUUUAAUACAUUCAAAUACAUA
Molecule: messenger RNA, 1511 nt
Organism: Folsomia candida
Lineage: Eukaryota; Metazoa; Arthropoda; Collembola; Entomobryomorpha; Isotomidae
Product: venom serine carboxypeptidase
Exons: 6
Coding region: 45-1382 (445 amino acids)
Biological process (GO): proteolysis
Molecular function (GO): serine-type carboxypeptidase activity
Source: RefSeq, a predicted model, not a curated record